AUGGCGUUUGCAAGGGCGGCAAGAAGACCUGUUGGAGUCUUUAUAGAAACUGCUAGAAGUAGAUUUAGCUGUAGAAAUGAGUACUCUACAGUGGCAAGCAAAUUGGAAAGUCUGUCUCAGUUCAGGAGCUCUGUAUUGGCCGGAAACGCAAGCCCCGUUUUUGGUUAUGGGAAGUUCUUGCGGAGUUUUAGCUCGGAGGCUCCUGCUGUAGACCAAAUGAGCCUCAUCAAGCAACUGAGGCAAAGAACUAGUGCUCCCAUUAAAGAUGUCAAGGCUUCUCUAGUUGAAUGCAAUUGGGAUCUUGAGGCUGCUCAGAAGGAUUUGAGAAAGAGAGGAAAAGUUUUGGCUUCGAAAAAGUCAUCGCGGACAGCUGCAGAGGGAAUGCUCGCUGUUGCCCAAAACGAAGGGAAAAUUGCUGUUAUUGAACUAAACUGCGAGACAGACUUUGUUGCUAGAAACGACAUUUUCCAGUACUUGGCAUUAGCUAUGGCAAAACGUGCUUUGCUGGUUGAGAAUAGUUCUCAGCAAGUUUCCGGUGUCUUCCCCUUUGGGCCUGAGAUUUUUGAGGAGUUGAAGCUCGAUCUUGAUCAUCCUAAAGUGAAUGGUGAAACCACGGUUUCAAACGCUGUCACAGAAGUAGCUGCGAUAAUGGGAGAGAAUGUGAAAUUCAGGAGAGGUUUCUUGCUGUCUAAAUCCUCAGCAGGCGUCCUUUCUGCAUACCUCCACACAAGUCCCCAACCAGGGUUGGGUCGUAUAGCUGGGAUUGUAUCUCUAGAGGUAGAAGGUGAAAACACUCAGCUAGAGGCUAUUCAGCGUGUAGGCUCAGAACUGGCCAUGCAUGUUGUAGCAGCAAAGCCUCUGUUUUUAAGCAAAGACCUUGUUUCCUCAGAAGCCAUAGCAAACGAACGCGAGAUUCUAAAGUCUCAGGCAGAAAGUACAGCCAAGUCUCAGAUGGCUGUAGAGAAGAUGGUGGAAGGCCGUCUCCGUAAAUACUUUGAAGAAGUUGCUUUAAUGGAGCAAAAGUUCAUUGUCAACGACGCUAUAAACAUCAAGACAUUGGUGGAUAAUUUGUCCAAGGAGGUUGGUUCACCGGUGAAGGUUACAAAUUUUCUGAGAGUCGAGGUUGGGGAAGGAAUCGAAAGGCUUGAAGCAGCAUCUGAUGAACCGGUUGCACAAACUGCUUGA
This is a messenger RNA of Microthlaspi erraticum, 1185 nucleotides long. The record is from the annotation of a GenBank genome assembly. NCBI's taxonomy places the organism in Eukaryota, Viridiplantae, Streptophyta, Magnoliopsida, Brassicales, Brassicaceae.